UUUUUUGUUUCCUUAUAAUUUUCAUUUUAUCCAUAGGAUUCAUUCUAAUAUAAUUUCGUUUCCAUAUUUGUCUGAGUUUUGUUCUUUAUGUCGCUACUCGUAACGCAAAAAGACGGCGUGUAACUGUAAGUACACUAUUUUUGGAGCAUGAUUAAGAACGCGGUCGUUAGAUCGACGUCGGCUGCUGAUCUCUUUCCUUGAUUUUUUGUAUUUUUUUUGAUAGUGCGAGAAUCGAGAAGUGAAGAGACUUUUAGCAUCAAAAGUAGGUCACUACGUUGGACAAGUUGAUGGAUGGCUACGCAAACAGCGCAAGAACAUUCACAUUCAGUCUCCUGUAGGUUUGUCGAUGGUAGUUACGCACAGAGAAUCAUGGUUCAUGAGUAGCAUAAGAUUCGCAAAAUGCUCGAUCCAGUAAUUGUCGUGGUUAGCUAUAUCAUGCUAGUGAAGAUACAGAUGAGUCGCGGAGACAGCCCAAGCACCAGAACGUCUUCACCUUUAUCCUCCCGUGGCCGACGCACGCUCACAGAUGAGAUGGCUGUAGUUUUCUCAUCAAGAUAACCAAGUGCAAGUUGUUGUAACAUUGAUAAAUAAACUCGAAGUGAAUCCACCGUUUAUCUAAUUAGCGCAGUGACUACAGUGAUUUUUGAAGUACUUAAAUGGUAGGACAAAGACCGGAAAGUCCGCAACGACUUUUUUAAAUUUAUUUUUUCAUGUAUGAGUGUGCUGUAGUGAAGAGGAAAUUUAUUUGUAGUUUCAUCUCGUGAUAGUGUGUUGGCUAACGGCCUCUAAUUAAAUACGUUAGUUAAAACCCAACGAGAGGUAUCAUGACAUGACAUGUUGGAGUGAGUAUUUUUUGAUUUUUGAGAAAUAGGUUGCUUGUUGUGGUUCGACGUAGUUUGCAUUUGUUCGUCGAUCAUUUUUUGUCUUGGUCAAAUACCUCACCGAUCAAUAUGGCGCCACAACUUCUCGUUGACGAUGCGUCUUCUGCCCCGACGCAGAAAGAUGCUGGAGAUGCCGAUGCGCAGCUUGUGCUGCAGCGGGACCUUGAGAAGGGCGUAAAAUCGAAACGGCGGCCUGCCUGGACCUGGUCAGAUACUAGCAGGCAACUUCGCUUUCUCGGUCUCGGAUUUGGCGGCUAUUUUUUGCUCAUUGCGGUCCUGGGCACGGUGAUUCGUCUUGUGUGUACCGGCAUUCAGGACGUGAACAAUUUACAGCAGAAAAUUGCAGACGUUAUUGGACAAGGGGAGCUGUCAACGACCCUUGGUGCAUCAAACGAUGCUGUUGCAACAGCAGCGAAUUCAUCAAGUAGCUCCUCGAGCGAAACAGGGAAUAGCCAUAUUGUCGUGGAGACCCAACAGGGUCGAAUUAUUCCCUACGAGGAUUUAGACACGCGAGCUCAUAUGUUUGCGCAAGUCUUCGCGAUUCCUUUGUCGGUGCUGUUUAUCUUCGUGUUUACGGUGCCAUUCCUCCUUAUCGUGUGCGCUAGCAGUGAAAAAUUCAUACGACCUGAAGAUUUUCGCUUCUUUCAUGAGAGCCACUGGUACAAUGCGCGUGACUCGCCAUUCAUACAGCCGACAAACCAGCAACAGCAACCUGGUGCGGGGGAAUCAUCGCCGUCCUCACCAGGAGCAGCCUACAGAGCUAUUGUCGACGGCGGGGCGGAUAGUCCGGCUGCACGUCAAACAACUGCCUCCCAGCCCAGCACCCUGUACCUCCUGUAUCAAUACGCCUUCGGAUUAGGAUUGACACCGGCGGAUUACGGUGAGCCAACAUCCUCCUCAGAGCAAAGUCAGCACCUUUCGCAGCUCACAAGUGAGCACCAAAUCACGAUCGCAGCCUCACGAUGUCACUAUGUUCUCCGCUGGCUCGCUUUCCGACUGCUCUCACUUGCUGUUGGCGUUUGCAUGUUCAUCUCGUCCGGACUGCCAUUAGUCUUUUCAGUCUUGAUCUUCCAACUCAUGGACUCAUUGGGCGCCGAGAUGCAGCCGGUUCGGCAAACGCUCCUCUCAUACCUUUUCCCCUUGGCCUGCUCGGGUGACGCUUGCGCUGACAUAACGACGCAGGACAAACUCGUAACCAAUUUAACUACUUGA
This is a messenger RNA of Amoebophrya sp. A25, 2093 nucleotides long. NCBI's taxonomy places the organism in Eukaryota, Dinophyceae, Syndiniales, Amoebophryaceae. The record is from the annotation of a GenBank genome assembly.